Molecule: messenger RNA, 2171 nt
Organism: Octopus bimaculoides (California two-spot octopus)
Lineage: Eukaryota; Metazoa; Mollusca; Cephalopoda; Octopoda; Octopodidae
Product: haloacid dehalogenase-like hydrolase domain-containing protein 3
Cellular component (GO): nucleus
Source: RefSeq, a predicted model, not a curated record
ACAACACUAUGCAGAUUUAUUACUUGUUAGAAGAGAGAGAGAGAAGAGCGAAGUGAAAAUAAAGUAGGACAUUGCUGAAGGUGAAUUGGAAGUCGCUAGUAGUGGAUUUUUUAAAUUCAUUAUCUAAAAUUGGUAAAAGGUGAUAAAAAGAAAUCAAGACUAGUGGUAGAAGUGAAUAUCACUGUUUUAUCUAGCAACAAUUAUGUCUUUGUAUAAACUGGUAACGUUCGACGCUACAAAUACAUUGAUUCGUGUGAUGGGCAGUGUCGGAUUACAAUAUGGCCGUGUUGCAAACCAACACGGCAUAUAUGCCAAUACAGAUGAAGUUAACAAAGCAUUCAAAACCGCAUGGAAACAGAUGAAUAAAGAUUAUCCUAACUAUGGCGUCAACCAGGGCCUAACUUCUCAGAAAUGGUGGACUGAUGUUAUGAAAAGUAGCUUACUGUCAGUGUGUGAUAAGCAGAGUAUUGAUCCAGACGUGUUGUCUAAAGUUGCUAAUGAUCUCUACACAUUUUUUGCUUCGAACCGAGGAUGGGAAGUGAUUCCAGGUUCUGAAGAAGGCCUGGCACUCUUGAAAGAUAAAGGUUUGCAGCUUGGCAUAGUUUCCAAUUUCGACAAUCGCCUUCCGAAUAUUCUAACUGAUCUUGGUAUAGCAAAUUAUUUUAACUUUAUUCUUUGUUCUUCGGUAGAAAAAGUAGCUAAACCCGACGCUGACAUUUUUAAAAAAGCUUUACAUCUUGGUAAUACGAAAGCUGAGGAAACUAUUCAUGUAGGUGACGAUCUUACAAACGAUUACCUAGGGGCUAAAAAUGCUGGGCUCAGACCAAUCUUUUUCCAGAACAAUCCAGACAUUCCACUACCUGAUGAGGUUUCUGAAGAUUCAGUCAUUUCUAAUAUGCAAGAUAUCAUUAAAUUGCUGUAAAUAAUCAAGGCCUGCCUUGAUUGAGCAGACCUAUAAUCACAGUUCCAACCAUGACCGUCCCGUCUUUUUUAGAAUGCAUCUACUACAACUGCAUUAUCCAACAAGUCCUUCCCUUAGUUAAGACUGUACAGUGUCAUUUGAGAGAAAUUAAGCUGUCUUUUCUGAGAAGUCAAGCGACCACGUAGAAGCACUCUAAUAUUCUGGGGUAGUUGUAGUAGGGAUAUAUUUCGUUGUAGUAGUGUUCUGGAGUGUCGGUCGAAAACAGUUGUUCUCAACCGAGGUCCAUAUAACCCUUGGGAUUUCAUGUAAGAUUUCGUUGUUAAAAUUUAUGUGCAAUAAAUUGCUUAUACUGCUACUAUACAUAAAAUAUUCUAACAACCUAUUUCUUUAUAUAUACAAUUCAUAAUAAUAUUUAAUCAUAAAAAUAUAGCAUUGUUUAAACAUUAAUUGGCUAUGGGAAUUCAUCCGAGUAAAUGUAUGUGUGUGUAUUUGUGUCUAUGUUUGUCCAAACCACCACCGCUUGACAACCGGUGCUGGUGUGUUUACGUCCCCGUAACCAAGCGGUUCGGCAAAAGAAACCGAUAGAACAAAUACCAUGCUUUUUAAAAAUAAGUACUGGGAUUGAUGCAUUCGACUAAAAACUUGCCAAGGCGGUACCCCAGCAUAGCUGCAGCCUAAUGACUGAAACAAAUAAAAGCUAGAAUAAAGUGUUAUACCAAUACAUUAUCGUUACUUAAGGCGGUGAGCUGGCAGAAUCGUUUUGCACGCUGGGCAAAAUGCUUAGCGGCAUUUCGUCCAUCUUUACGUUCUGAUUUCAAAUGCCGCCGAGGUUGAUCUUGCCUUUCAUCCUUUCGGGGUCGGUAAAAUAAGUACCAGUUAAACACUUGGUCGAUGUAAUUGAUUUAUCCCCGCCCCCGAAAUUGCUGGUUUUGUGCCAAAAUUUGAAAUCAAUAUAUCAUCGUUACUUUGUUGGCUGACAUUGCCUAAGUAGGACUUGAACCUAGCAGUGAUAUCUUGAUUGUUGUGUAACAAUAAAUCUAAUCCUCAAUGUAAAAUUCGGAAUUCGAGAAAAUAGUUGCUGGUGAGUCCAUAAAGGGAAUUCAAAAAAGAGUUUGGUAAGUUUAGUUGCCGUCAGGAGUGACGAAUCUAAUGGUGCGAUCCUUUACCUUUCAUCUGACUAAGAAGAUAAAGCGUUGUUGUAAUUUGUGUUGUUGACAAUAAAAUGAUCUUAUAAUCAUCAUCACCAUCA